Molecule: messenger RNA, 6290 nt
Organism: Sus scrofa (pig)
Lineage: Eukaryota; Metazoa; Chordata; Mammalia; Artiodactyla; Suidae
Gene: EML4
Product: EMAP like 4
Biological process (GO): microtubule cytoskeleton organization
Cellular component (GO): mitotic spindle
Molecular function (GO): microtubule binding
Source: RefSeq, a predicted model, not a curated record
UAAAAGCAACAAGUUGAAGAGAUAAUCUGUCAGUAGCUUUGUUUUGACACUUAUCUCUAUUAAUUUGUUCUUUAAUUAGCUUUAGAAGUAGUUAUCAAAAGAAUAAAUGCCAUAUACAUUAACUUUCAUCUGCUUUUACAUGAUUUUGUAAAAGAGACUAAAGAUAUUUAUAAUUUGAAUUCCCUUAUACUUUUACAUUAUUAUUGUAAGCGUAUGUGGCUUAAAAUCAGAAUAUCUGACCAGAUGUAAAUUAUUAUAGGUUACUUAGUAGUACAGUUGUAUUAUUUUAAAAUAAUUUGGAAAAUAAGUGAAUUAAGAAAAAUGACUAUUCUCAUUAUUGAUUAAAUUUGUUAUCUUACUGAACUGUCUGUAAUACUGAACUGUCUGUAAUAAAUCAGCCAUAUUAGUCUUUAACACUUAGGUUAUUUAAAUUGAUGAAAACUGGUCAUUCUUUUAGUUUCUUUACAGUUCAUGUGGAUUUCAUUUAAUUUUAAACAAAAGCAAAAGGAAAAAGGAAAUGCAACUUGCCACUUUGCACACACAUUGUUCAUUUCCUAGUAGAAAAAUGCUCAUCUGGGGGGGCUUUAACUCUGUUAUUUAUAGAAACUAGUAUCUUUUAUGCUUCAGUUUCAGAAGGCAAAAACUGGGUUUUGUAUUUGAAGCGGUUGUACCUUACUCUUAACCAAUUAAAAGAGGAUCAAAAAAGUAGUGCCUGAGGACAAAUAAUUGUAGUGAAUAUUCAUGUGGUACAUUAAUUCAUGUGUUUCUGCCUGCGCCUGGAAUUUAGCCACUCCCAAAAGCAGCCCAAGUUUUUUGUCUGUAUCCUUACCCUCCUUUUGCCUGCGUGCUCUGUUUGCUCUUUCUCCUUCAGUUUCUUUGUCUCUCUUUAUAAAUAAGUAGAAAACUUUUCUUUAGAUCAGAGAGCAAAGGGGCCAGAGAAGAGCCCUUAAGAAGUUUUUAUUUGUGCCAACAUAGAAGUGCUUUGUGGUAGGCCAUCUGGACUGGGAGGAUUUCCUCAGAAUGUAAAGUAUGUCGUGAGAUUUAGAGAGCUGGGAUUUGCUCUGGAACUAUCUGGGAAGGCAGCAGGAAACGUGGACAGAACUGGUUUAUAUUGCUUUAACGUAAGUGGCAAGAAUGGAAGACAGCUUGCCUGGUCUCGCUUCAGUGUGUGCUGCCUCUGCACUUACGAACUUCUGCACUGAUGAUAGUAUUUCUGCUGCAAGUACUUCUGAUGUUCAAGAUCGCCUCUCAGCUCUUGAGUUAAGAGUUCAACAACAAGAAGAUGAAAUCACUGUGCUAAAGGCAGCUUUGGCUGAUGUUUUAAGGCGUCUUGCAAUCUCUGAAGAUCAUGUAGCCUCAGUGAAGAAAUCAGUCCCAAGUAAAGGCCAGCCAGGCCUUCGAGAAGCUAUUUCCAUGUCCUGUAUAACCAAUGGGAGUGGUUCAAACAGAAAACCAAGUCACACCAGCUCUGUCUCAAUCGCAAGAAAAGAAACUCUUUCAUCUGCUGCUAAAAGCAUAAAACGACCAGCAACAGCUGAAAAGUCACAUAAUUCAUGGGAAAAUUCAGAUGAUAGCCGUAACAAAUUAUUCAAGGCAGUUUCAACAUCAAAAUUAAUAUCCAAAGUUAUAAAAAAUACAGACAAGCAUAAAGAUGUCAUCAUCAACCAAGCAAAAAUGUCAACCCGUGAAAAAAACAGUCAAGAAGGAGAAUAUAUUAAAAUGUUUAUGCGAGGUCGGCCAAUCACAAUGUUCAUUCCUUCUGAUGUUGACAACUAUGACGACAUCAGAACAGAACUGCCUCCUGAGAAGCUCAAACUGGAGUGGGUAUAUGGUUAUCGUGGAAAGGACUGUCGGGCUAAUGUUUACCUUCUUCCUACUGGGGAAAUUGUUUAUUUCAUAGCAUCAGUAGUAGUACUAUUUAAUUAUGAGGAGAGAACUCAACGACACUACCUGGGUCAUACAGACUGUGUGAAAUGCCUUGCUAUACAUCCUGACAAAAUUAGGAUUGCAACUGGACAGAUAGCUGGAGUGGAUAAGGAUGGAAGGCCUUUGCAACCCCAUGUUAGAGUGUGGGAUUCAGUUAGUCUAUCUACACUGCAGAUUAUUGGACUUGGAACUUUUGAGCGUGGAGUUGGAUGCCUGGAUUUUUCAAAAGCAGAUUCAGGUGUUCAUUUAUGUGUUAUCGAUGACUCCAAUGAGCACAUGCUUACUGUAUGGGAUUGGCAGAAAAAAUCAAAAGGAGCAGAAAUAAAGACAACAAAUGAAGUCGUUUUGGCUGUGGAAUUCCAUCCAACAGAUGCAAAUACCAUAAUAACAUGUGGUAAAUCUCAUAUUUUUUUCUGGACCUGGAGUGGCAAUUCACUAACAAGAAAACAGGGAGUUUUUGGGAAAUAUGAAAAACCAAAAUUUGUGCAGUGUUUAGCAUUCUUGGGGAAUGGAGAUGUGCUUACUGGAGACUCAGGUGGAAUCAUACUUAUAUGGAACAAAACUACUGUAGAACCCACACCUGGGAAAGGGCCAAAAGGUGUUUAUCAGAUCAGCAAACAGAUUAAAGCUCAUGAUGGCAGUGUGUUCACAUUCUGUCACAUGAGAAAUGGGAUGUUAUUAACUGGAGGCGGGAAAGAUAGAAAAAUAAUUCUAUGGGAUCAUGAUCUGAAUCCUGAAAGAGAAAUAGAGGUUCCUGAUCAGUAUGGAACAAUCAGAGCUGUAGCGGAAGGAAAAGCAGAUCAAUUCUUAGUCGGCACAUCACGAAACUUUAUUUUACGGGGAACAUUCAACGAUGGCUUCCAAAUAGAAGUACAGGGUCACACAGAUGAGCUUUGGGGUCUUGCCACACAUCCCUUCAAAGAUUUGCUCUUGACUUGUGCUCAGGAUAGACAGGUGUGCAUGUGGAACUCGGCAGAACACAAGCUGGAAUGGACCAGGCUCGUAGAUGAACCAGGACACUGUGCAGAUUUUCAUCCAAGUGGCACAGUGGUGGCCAUAGGAACGCACUCAGGCAGGUGGUUUGUUCUGGAUGCAGAAACCAGAGAUCUAGUUUCUAUCCACACAGAUGGGAAUGAACAGCUCUCUGUGAUGCGCUACUCAGUAGAUGGCACCCUCCUGGCCGUAGGAUCUCACGACAACUUUAUUUACCUCUAUGUGGUCUCUGAAAAUGGAAGAAAAUAUAGCAGGCAUGGAAAGUGCACUGGACAUUCCAGCUAUAUCACACACCUUGACUGGUCCCCAGAAAACAAGUAUAUAAUGUCUAACUCGGGAGACUAUGAGAUACUGUACUGGGACAUUAAAGAGAACUGCAAACUAAUCAGGAAUCGAUCACACUGUAAGGACAUCGAUUGGACAACAUAUACCUGUGUGCUAGGCUUUCAAGUCUUCGGUGUCUGGCCAGAAGGAUCCGAUGGGACAGAUAUCAAUGCGCUCGUGCGCUCCCACAAUAGAAGAGUGAUCGCUGUGGCUGAUGACUUUUGCAAAGUCCAUCUGUUUCAGUAUCCCUGCUCCAAAGCGAAGGCUCCCAGUCACAAGUACAGUGCCCACAGCAGCCAUGUCACCAAUGUCAGUUUUACUCACAAUGACAGUCACCUGAUUUCAACUGGUGGAAAAGACAUGAGCAUCAUUCAGUGGAAACUUGUGGAAAAGUUACCUCUGCCUCAAAAUGAGAUUGUAGCGGAUACUACGCUAACCAAAGCCCCCAUCUCUUCCAUUGAGAGCAUCAUGCAGUCCGAUACUCCCACGCCACCUCCUUCCCAGCCCUCAAAUGAGACAGCUGAAGAAGAAAGUAGGGUAAGCAGUUCUCCCACACUUCUGGAGAACAGCCUGGAACAGACUGUGGAGCCCAGCGAAGGCCGCAGCGAGGAGCAGAGCGAGGGGGGCAGUGAAGAGCUGGGCGAGCCUGUCUGUGAAGAGCCAGCCAGUGAGAUAAGCGAGGAGCACGGCGAAGCCGCUCUUCCCGAGGACCAGCAAGACCCCUCACCCCUGUCCUAACACCAGGGCUUCAGUGCGGUUCACUUUCUUCCUUCAACUGCAUGUGGUCUGGUGACAGUUCAGGUAACAGGCCAGGAAGUGAUGGAGAGUCACUAUUGGUGGAGAUUCUGGUUUCCACGUAAUCUGUUUUCAAUAGUCUUAUCUUCCGUCUCUUAAAUGCAGUCGAUCUAAAGGUUCAGUUUGGUGUGUGUUAAAAAUUAACCAAACUUAAUAGGAAAAGACUGAAACAUUAAUUAUGUCUCAGAAAUUACUGUGUGAGUGCUGUGAUGUAAAUACUGGAAACAAAAACAUCAGUUGUAUAGAUAUAAACCCCUUGCUAUCAGAACAGGUUUUCUUCAGGAACAACCAGAGGCAUCACAGACACUGUUACUCAUCUGCUGGCUCAGACUAUGCUAUGUUUUUUUUUCCUAACGCUGAAAAAAGAAGUCAGGAAAAAAAAAGAAAAACCAAAAAAACCUUUUAGUUAAGAAAAACUUCAGUUUUGCCACGAGCAGUGGUGUUGCCUUCUUGAAUAACACCACCAUUUCCUUAGCCUGCCAGUAGAUGUCCAGAUGUGCUUGAUAGUGUACUACGUAGGUGCUGCCUUUUCUAAGUCAGAGUGAGGAAUAGUCCCUUUAUUUCCUGUGUGCAAAAUAUCUAUAUUUUAUCUUAGAGCUAAGAAAGCAGUGGUUUGUUAAAGAGCUUUUAAUGUAUAUGAAACUGUUGAUACUCAGAAAUAAUGGAUUCCUCCAAGGAUUCCUUUACCGGCCUAAACAUUUUCAAAUGUUUGGCAUUCAAGUGACUAGAAGAGAAAAAACCGCAUGCCUAUAAAGCUAAAUAAAUUUGGCUAAUUUUAGCUUAGCCUUCAUCCUAAUUUGUUCCCUCAGUAACAGAGAUAUUAAUACAGUAAAUUUAAGAUUGAAUUGGUGCUUGAAAUUCAUUGGUUUAGUUAUAAUUUUUAUACAGAUUGAGGGAUAAAAUACUCAGCAAAUUGCAAAUUUUUUAUAGGAGUGUUCAAAAUAGUAAUUUUUUUAUAAAUUGCAUACUUAACAGACUUGCUCUGUAUGGUGAUUUUUUUCUUUGAUGGAGUUUUGCUAUAAGCCCUGCAACUCUGAUGUGGCUGUCCUCUGCUGUUUUGGGCAGUGCAUGUAUUAUUAUGCAUUGGAUAGUUUUUUUAAGUUUUGUCAGAUGAUUAUGUUUUCCUUAAGUGUAUGUUUCCUAUUUUCAAAAUAAUUACUGACAAAUAUGCAUUUCCUAUAUAUUUGUUUAUACUUUGAUUAUAAAAAACUUUGUUUUAUUUUUUAACUUGCUGCAUUGUUUUGAUAUCUUUUUUUUUUUUUUUGGUUAGAUCAUGUUUAGAAACUUUGGAUGAGUUAAAAAGUCUUAAGUAUGCAAGUGUUUACGUGAUUGUGCCAUUCCAAAGUGCAUCAAAACUGUCAUUCCCUUCUAGAAUCUUCUCAGGAGUAAUACAAAUCAGGUAUUUCAUCACCAUUUGGUAAUAUACAAACUCCAGUGAACUCCCCAGGACACUCACAACAUUUGUAUUCACAUGCUGUGUGUAAGGGUGUGUGUAUGUGUGAGGGGUGAGUGUAUACACUUACUCUGUGUGUGUAUCUCUAUGGAAGACAGACGCCACAUUGAAAAUACUCCGUGUAUCUCUGUGUGUCUUUGUGUCCAUGUAUAUCUCUUUCCUUUUGUUUACAAACUGUUCAAAAAAAAAAAAAAAAAAAAAAAAAAAAAAACCUCAAAGUAGUUCUCUUCAAAAGAAGAGAUAGAUUCCAAGGAACCCAUCAUUUUUCAGUCUGUACAUAAUUAUCAGAGAGCAGCAGCAGUAUCAGGCACAUAUAUUUGCCUAUCAGCUGUGGUGAUUAAGUCAUCAGGUCAGCAUGUGCUCUUCCCUGUAAGGAAAAUACUAUGAGAUGAACAAGUAAUUCUAGAAGAAAAAGCAUUUCCUUAAGUACCUGGGGGAUACCGCUCUCCAUGAUAAGCAGGGAGUUUAUCUGGGGACAUGCGUCACCUUUGGGGUUGCUGUGUACAAUGAGAUUUAUAAUCGUGAUACUCUUGGCUGGUAGUUUCAAGACACUACUAAUACGCAGAAGGAGCUCCAGCUCUCAAUUGCUGGCAACUACUGUUUAACAGUCAAUGAAAUCUGUGAUAAUGGUUGGAAGUGGGUGGGAUUAUGAAAUUGUAGACGUUUUUAGAAAAACUUGUGAAUGAAAAUGAAUCCAAGUGUUUCAUGUGAAGAUGUUGAGCCAUUUCUAUCAUGCAUUCCUGUCUCAUGGCAGAAAAUUUUGAAGAUUAAAAAAUAAUGUUUCAUUUGUCUCUCUAAA